Paramecium pentaurelia is the source of this 1060-nucleotide messenger RNA. NCBI's taxonomy places the organism in Eukaryota, Ciliophora, Oligohymenophorea, Peniculida, Parameciidae. The record is from the annotation of a GenBank genome assembly.
AUGUAAAUGGAUCAAUUGCAACAUUCUACUCCACUACAUGGUGAGGAAACAGAUAUUUAGAAAGGAAAGGAAGUAAAUUUAAUAGUUUUCCCAAAAAAAUUUCUAAAUCCACUUAGUACUUACAGAAUGAAAGGAGUAUCUUAAUUAUAUGAUGAUAUUUAAGGACUUCCAUCUAUUUGCAGAUGCUCGCCACAUUAGAUAGCAUGAAAUGCUUAAAACUGGUAUCAGUUGUCAAAAUCCUUAUAAAAAAAUUUCCAAAAUUCUUUUAGAUUAAUCUGCUGGGGUGAUCAAAUUGUGCUACACUCAACUUGAUUUUUCUGAAACCCCUUGGGAAUAUGUAGCCAAAAGAUUAUAAAGUUUUGGCGAUGUUUAAAUGAAUGAAUUGAGUGAAUAUAUCAAGAAGUAUUAUGAAUAACUAAACUCUGGUUUAAAAUAGGAAGAAACUGAAUUUGUAUAUCAUAACAAUUUAUCAAAAUUAUUUUAGAUUCCCAUAGACAAUUACAGAUCAUUUGGAUCAUAUCAAUAUAAAUAUUUGAAGGGCUUAAAUCAAUUUUUUAUCUCAGGUUUGAUAUUGGACAUCAAAUUAGUGGAAGAUUUAGGAUAUUCAGUACAAUACUUUGUUGAAUCCUGCAUGAAAAUAGGAAUUCCAGAGUACAAAAAUUUAUUAAUAAAUGUCAAGAAUAUCUUUAUAACCUGGGUGCUCAAAUGCCGAUUACUACAAAAACGUUAUGGAGUUUGCCAAACCUUUGAUUAAACCAACAGAGGAAUAAGAUUUUUAUUUGUACUCUCCCCUCUACCCAUAAGUAAGAAAUUCUUGCUUAUUUUAUUAGGGCCUAAAAUGUGAUGUAUCUUUUUCUGUGACUAAAGAUCAUUCUGAAGCAGAGAGUGACACACUCAUUAACUUUAAUUUUUAUUUAAAUUACUAGCCUUCAUUACGUAAUAAUCAAGCUAUUAUGCCUAAUAAGAAAUUAAAAUCUCAAAAUUGCAUCUCACAUUAUUAUGAACUCAUGGAUUAUCAUUAUUCGAGGUGCGGGUUUAAAAAGACUAAGCUAAUUUGAGU